CAAACGGCUGUGCGGCGCAUGGUCACAGGCAACAGACUGAGGCUGAGUUACCCAGUUCCGAGUCAGAGAGUCGACUUGUCUAGAACAGAGUGUCCCUCCCGUCUGCCUGACGACUGAGCAUCAGCUGCCUGGCCUCAUCCCCCCGCCAGUCCUCACCAGCUCUCCCUCCCUCUCUCCUGUCUCCCCCACGCCCCAGCAACCAUCAGUGGAGCCCUACACCACCAUGAACACCUGUCAGGGCAUGAGAGGCUUCCCCAGGAGCCACCGGCCUCCCCCAUCGCAGACAGUCUUGUACAUGACUUUCGGGAUCGUGAGCGCCGUCUUGUUCAUGGUGCUGUCCCUGGCACUGACCCUGAUGAGGUUCUUCUUCCGGCACAACGGCAUCCACAACCUCGAAGAGCUCAGAGCCACCGAAAAGGUCAUCGCAAGCCGGAGGGGAGAGUUCGCCAGGCAGGGGGUGGUAGAUGAAACCAAACAGGAAUUCUUCAUCUGAUAGGGGAACACUACUGAAAGACCAGCAAGAACCUACUCCAAGGGCUGAUGGCAGAUGGCCAGUCUAGUGUUCCAGGUAAAUGGUAAACCUUACCCAUUACUACUUAAUAACUCCCUUUGUCUUUCUUUAUUGCUAUAUUGGGUAACACUACUUAAAGCCAUAUUUUUUGCAAUUUAUAAACACAUUCAUAACAAAUCAUUUUGAAUUCAUAAAGCAUUAUAUUCAUGGCUAGAAAUGUUCAU
Brienomyrus brachyistius is the source of this 735-nucleotide messenger RNA. RefSeq names its product glycophorin-C-like. Bases 224 to 493 code for a protein of 89 amino acids. NCBI's taxonomy places the organism in Eukaryota, Metazoa, Chordata, Actinopteri, Osteoglossiformes, Mormyridae. The record is from RefSeq and is a predicted model, not a curated record. The transcript is spliced from 3 exons.